Molecule: messenger RNA, 3108 nt
Organism: Puma concolor (puma)
Lineage: Eukaryota; Metazoa; Chordata; Mammalia; Carnivora; Felidae
Source: RefSeq, a predicted model, not a curated record
AUGUUUCACUUAAGGACUUAUGCUGCUAAGUUGAGGCCGUUGACGGCCUCCCAGACUGUGAGGACGUUUUCACAAAACAGAUCGGCCGCAGCUAGGACGUUCGGGCAGGUUCGGGGCUAUACCGCCCCCGUUGCUGCUGAGCCCUUCCUCAGCGGGACUAGCUCCAACUAUGUGGAGGAAAUGUACUAUGCGUGGCUGGAAAACCCCAAAAGCGUACACAAGUCAUGGGACAUUUUUUUCCGAAACACCAAUGCCGGAGCGCCCCCAGGCACCGCCUACCAGAGCCCGCUCCCCCUGAGCCCAGGCUCACUGUCCGCCGUGGCCAGAGUGCAGCCCCUGGUGGAAGCCCAGCCCAACGUGGACAAGCUGGUGGAGGACCACCUGGCAGUGCAGUCGCUCAUCAGAGCCUACCAGAUACGAGGGCACCAUGUAGCGCAGCUGGACCCCCUGGGAAUUUUGGAUGCCGACCUGGACUCCUCCGUGCCCGCUGACAUUAUCUCAUCCACAGACAAACUUGACCUUGCAGUUUUCAAGGAACGACUCCGAAUGCUAACCGUAGGAGCUGUGACUCUCAUCCUGAUUGCACUUAUGGCGUACUGUCAGCACAUCGGGGUGGAGUUCAUGUUCAUCAAUGACCUGGAGCAGUGCCAGUGGAUCCGGCAGAAGUUUGAGACACCGGGGAUCAUGCAGUUCACCAACGAGGAGAAGCGGACCUUGCUGGCCAGGCUCGUGCGGUCUACCAGGUUUGAGGAUUUCCUGCAGCGAAAGUGGUCGUCCGAGAAGCGCUUUGGUCUGGAGGGGUGCGAGGUACUGAUUCCUGCACUCAAGACCAUCAUCGACAAGUCCAGUGAGAAUGGAGUGGACUACGUGAUCAUGGGGAUGCCUCACAGGGGACGGCUGAACGUGCUUGCCAAUGUCAUCAGGAAGGAGCUGGAGCAGAUCUUCUGCCAGUUCGAUUCAAAGCUGGAGGCUGCCGAUGAGGGUUCCGGGGACGUGAAGUACCAUCUGGGCAUGUACCACCGGCGCAUCAACCGCGUGACCGACAGGAACAUCACCCUGUCACUGGUGGCCAACCCCUCCCACCUCGAGGCCGCAGACCCCGUGGUGAUGGGCAAGACCAAGGCCGAGCAGUUUUACUGCGGGGACACAGAGGGCAAGAAGAUCGGCUUCACCACAGACCCGCGCAUGGCCCGCUCCUCACCCUACCCCACUGACGUGGCCCGCGUCGUGAAUGCCCCCAUUUUCCACGUGAACGCGGACGACCCAGAGGCCGUCAUGUACGUGUGCAAGGUGGCAGCCGAGUGGAGGAGCACAUUCCACAAGGACGUGGUGGUGGACCUGGUGUGCUACCGGCGCAAUGGCCACAACGAGAUGGAUGAGCCCAUGUUCACGCAGCCGCUCAUGUACAAGCAGAUCCGCAAGCAGAAGCCAGUGCUGCAGAAGUAUGCGGAGUUGCUGGUGUCCCAGGGCGUGGUCAACCAGCCUGAGUACGAGGAGGAGAUCUCCAAGUACGACAAGAUCUGCGAGGAGGCCUUCACCAGGUCCAAGGACGAGAAGAUCCUGCACAUCAAGCACUGGCUGGACUCCCCCUGGCCUGGCUUCUUCACCCUGGACGGGCAGCCGAGGAGCAUGACCUGCCCGCCCACGGGCCUGACAGAGGACAUUCUGACGCACAUCGGGAACGUGGCCAGUUCCGUGCCCGUGGAGAACUUCACCAUUCAUGGAGGGCUGAGCCGCAUCCUGAAGACACGCGGGGAGCUGGUGAAGAACAGGACCGUGGACUGGGCCCUGGCGGAGUACAUGGCUUUCGGCUCCCUCCUGAAGGAGGGUAUCCACAUCCGACUGAGCGGCCAGGAUGUGGAGCGAGGCACCUUUAGCCACCGCCACCAUGUGCUCCAUGACCAGAACGUGGACAAGAAGACCUGCAUCCCCAUGAACCACCUCUGGCCCAACCAGGCUCCCUACACCGUGUGCAACAGCUCGCUGUCUGAGUACGGGGUCCUGGGCUUCGAGCUGGGUUUUGCCAUGGCCAGUCCCAACGCCCUGGUCCUCUGGGAGGCACAGUUUGGUGACUUCCACAACACGGCCCAGUGCAUCAUCGACCAGUUCAUCUGCCCAGGACAGGCCAAGUGGGUGCGGCAGAACGGCAUCGUGCUGCUGCUGCCCCACGGCAUGGAGGGCAUGGGUCCAGAACAUUCCUCUGCCCGGCCAGAGCGGUUCCUGCAGAUGUGCAAUGACGACCCGGACGUCCUACCAAACCUGGAGGAGGCCAACUUCGACAUAAACCAGCUGUACGACUGCAACUGGAUCGUCGUCAACUGCUCCACGCCCGGCAACUUCUUCCAUGUGCUGCGGCGGCAGAUCCUCCUGCCCUUCCGGAAGCCGCUCAUCAUUUUCACCCCCAAGUCCCUGCUGCGGCAUCCCGAGGCCAGAACCAGCUUCGACGAGAUGCUCUCAGGAACCCACUUCCAGCGGGUGAUCCCAGAAGACGGCCUGGCGGCUCAGAACCCAGCAAACGUCCGGAGACUUCUCUUCUGCACCGGCAAGGUGUACUAUGACCUCACCCGCGAGCGGAAGGCCCGGGGCAUGGCCGAGCAGGUGGCCAUCACCAGGAUUGAACAGUUGUCCCCGUUCCCCUUCGACCUGCUGCUGCAGGAGGUGCGCAAGUACCCCAACGCUGAGCUGGCCUGGUGCCAGGAGGAGCACAAGAACCAGGGCUACUACGACUACGUGAAGCCGCGGCUGCGCACCACCAUCAGCCGUGCCAAGCCAGUGUGGUACGCUGGCCGGGAUCCAGCCGCGGCUCCGGCCACUGGCAACAAGAAGACCCACCUGACAGAGCUGCAGCGCCUCCUGGAAGUGAUGUCCACAAACUCUGGGGACGAGGACAUGGACAUGUCUUUGGGGACCACUAAUCUGCCCACUGCAAGCAGCAACCUCCAGGGAAGAGAGGACUGGCACCCCUUGCAAGAAGAAAACAGGACGGUGCCCCGGGAGCAGUCCCUGAGCGCCGACCUGCCGCGUCGCAGUGACCCUGCCGUGCCGGCGCCAGGACCGGUCACCCAGCGCGGCCUGCAGCUCCUCGCCAGCGGCCAAGGACACCCUUGA